UUUCAGAUACAUAUUCUGUAAUCUCGACGUCAAUUGGGUACAAAAUCGGUUUAGAUUCGCCGAUUUUUCUUUUUCGAAUUCCGGGUUUCCGUUUGAUAUAGUCUUACAAUGAACACACAAUAUUAUGCGAAUCACAACGGUCAACAACAGCCGCCACAACAACAACAGGGACAAGGCUGGUCAUCCUCGUAUUCUCAACAGAGCAAUAAUAUGCCUGCAGGAGGCGUAUUUUACAACGGAUUCGCCAACGGAACUCCGUCAAACAACGGGUAUGCAAUUCAACAACCUAUGGUCCCAGGGAUGGGGCAGAUGAUGGGUGCUCCUCAUGCUGGAUUUGUUCCUUCUCCUUACUUUCAAGGGCAGCCACAACAGCAGCAGCAUUUCAAAAUGGGCUACUCAGAAAACUUUGAAAACUUCGAUGAGAAUGGAUCGUCUGGGUACAACAACUUCGCCGACAGCGGAAACGGUUUCAACAACAAUGGAGCCGAGAGUAAUCAAUGGGGAGGAGCACCUGCCGAAUAUUCCGAAAGCAAUUUGUUCCACCGUACCGACAGUGGCAUCAACUUUGACAAGUACGAAAAUAUUCCCGUAGAAGUCAGCGGAGACUCCGUUCCAGCAGCCAUCGAGCAUUUCAAUGAAGCUGGUUUUGGGCCGGCUGUGAUGGAGAACGUGAAUCGCAGCGGAUACUCCAAGCCGACUCCUGUCCAGAAACACUCGAUCCCAACUCUUUUGGCUAACCGCGAUCUGAUGUCUUGCGCUCAAACCGGAUCUGGAAAAACUGCCGCUUUCCUGCUCCCAAUUAUUCAGCAUAUUUUGGCUGGUGGUCCAGAUAUGGUCAAGCCGCCAGCGUUCACAAACGGUCGUCGCACUUACUAUCCAUGUGCUCUGGUUCUCUCGCCGACUCGUGAACUUGCCAUUCAAAUCCACAAGGAAGCUACAAAGUUCAGCUACAAAAGCAACAUCCAGACGGCUAUUCUUUACGGAGGACGUGAAAACUAUCGUGAUCAAGUGAAUCGUCUUCGCGCUGGAACGCAUAUCCUCAUUGCUACCCCAGGUCGUUUGAUUGACAUUAUUGAGCAAGGAUUCAUUGGACUCGCCGGAUGUCGUUACCUGGUUCUCGACGAAGCUGAUCGUAUGCUUGACAUGGGAUUUGAGCCGCAAAUCAGAAAGAUCGUUGGCCAAGGAAUGCCACCAAAGACUGCUCGUACCACAGCUAUGUUCAGUGCAACCUUCCCGAAGGAGAUUCAAGUUCUCGCUAAGGACUUCCUCAAGGAUAACUAUAUCUUUUUGGCAGUUGGUCGUGUUGGAUCAACGUCUGAAAAUAUUGAACAACGUCUGCUUUGGGUCAACGAGAUGGAAAAGAGAAGCAAUCUGAUGGAAAUUCUGAUGAACGAGCAUUCUGAAAAUCUGGUUCUCGUAUUCGUUGAGACAAAGAGAGGAGCCAACGAGUUGGCGUAUUUCCUCAAUCGUCAGCAGAUCCGCUCUGUUUCAAUUCACGGAGAUCUCAAACAAAUUGAACGUGAGAGAAAUCUCGAGUUGUUCCGCUCUGGACAGUGCCCAAUUCUUGUCGCAACUGCUGUUGCCGCUCGUGGAUUGGAUAUUCCAAAUGUGCGCCACGUCAUCAAUUAUGAUCUUCCUGGAGAUUCUGACGAAUAUGUUCACCGUAUCGGUAGAACCGGAAGAUGCGGAAACCUUGGAAUUGCCACCAGUUUCUUCAAUGACAAGAAUCGAGGAAUCGGUCGUGAUUUGAAGAAUCUGAUUGUCGAAUCCAACCAAGAAGUCCCAGAAUGGCUUCAUCAAGUUGCUGCAGAAGGACGCAUUGGAGGUGGACAACGUGGUGGAAACCGUCGCUUCGGAGCAACCGACUAUCGUGUUGGUCGUGGUGGUGGUGGAUCGUUCGGAGGAAACUUCUCAAAUUACAAUUCCGGUGGAGCCACUGGUGGUUUCGGAAGUGGACCCGCCUACGGUGGUUCGUUCGGAGGAGGAGCACCACGUCGCCCGUUCACGAAUGGAGGAUUCGGAGCUCAUAGCUCUCUGUCGUCUACCUCUAAUAGUGGUGGCGGUGGCGGCUUCAGUGGCCCAAGAAGAGGUGGCUUCAACAGUGGAAUGAACCGUCAGGGUGGUGGCGGUGGAGGUUUUUACUCAAACCCAGGCCAGGCUCCAAUUGAUCAUUGGCAAGCUCCACAAGCUUAAACAUUAUUCGCAACAAACGGAAAUCCGGAAUUCCACAUUAAAGUCUCGCACCAUACUCCUUUUUUUAUAAUUUAGUUGUCUUCCUUUUUUCCUUUACUCGUUCCAUCCAUAUUAAAAUAAUCAUUUUUUCCUCCUUCUCUUUUUUAUUCUGUCUCCUUCUUUAAAGCGUGGCUUAUUCCUCUCUUUUAUUUCAUAUUAUUCUCUCUGUAAUUGUGUUUUAAUCAUUCAAUUUUUUUUAUCUCAGAGCUUUAAGUGACGAAUAUUUUAAUGGAUUCUAUGCGUGAUCUAGGGUUUUAACAUUGAAUUUUAUUGUAUCCUCCCAUUUCCCCCAAAAAUGUUGUUGUUGCCUGGCAAUUUGUACCAUUGUUUUGUUUCUCUUGGUGUUGUUUUCUUGCAUCAACAAUACCCCGAGAGAAUCAAUGCAGUUUUAUCUCGUAGUUUUGUAGUUUUUCUUAUGGCCGCUGGAUGGCAUCCGAUGCACUACCGCGUCGGGGACUCAGCACGGUUUUUCUCUAUUAUCGGUUGUUUGUAAGCUUUGUUGAAACCCGUUUACAUAGUGCUGCCCGUUGUUGAUUCGUGAUAUUGUGUGUAUUUUUAAUUAAUUUUUACUUGUUCCCCAAUCUGAUCCCAACCAUUCGUCUUGCAAUUAUUCAAUUCUUAACUUGGUAUAGCUGCGGGUGUCUAAUUAUAUUUUCAUAAUUGUUCGCCAGUAUGAUCGUCAGUUUAUCAUUAAAUAAUUGCGAGUUAGGUAUAAAAAGCUUGGUUGCUCUCUUAUGAUAAUGAUCUCCCCCCACCUAUCCCCAAAUCUCUAUCAUUUUUCCCUCCAACUGAUGUUUUUUUUGAGCCAAGUAAUAUUCAUUGUUAGUUGUUUUUUCUCCCUCUAAACAGUAUACACGAAAAUCAUAGAACCAACCAUUUCAUAAUACUCAAGUUGCACUAUCAUAUGCGUCUCGUCAAUAGCUAAUUCCAAACAUUUUCUAGGCCGGUCUAAGCCGUUGAACGUGCAGUCCGUUUCCACGCUUUCUCUUCAAUUUCUAUUUGCCAAUUUCUCCCCAACCAACUGCAUUCUUGUCCAAUAUGCACAAUUUUUCUUUUUUAUUUUCAUCGUCCCUCUCCCAUCAUUUUUCUCUUUCCCUCGUCACGCACUUAUCUCUGUCACUAUGAGAUUCUUAUCUUCUUUUUCCAUCUUGAAUGUUCACUUUCAGCUCUUUGAGAAUAAUCUUAAAAGCCCUUGUGGCCUGACAAAUAGUUGAAUAAACUUGGUAUCUGGUA
Molecule: messenger RNA, 3465 nt
Organism: Caenorhabditis elegans
Lineage: Eukaryota; Metazoa; Nematoda; Chromadorea; Rhabditida; Rhabditidae
Gene: vbh-1
Product: RNA helicase
Exons: 8
Coding region: 211-2193 (660 amino acids)
Cellular component (GO): P granule
Molecular function (GO): nucleotide binding; nucleic acid binding; RNA helicase activity
Source: RefSeq, marked reviewed